Molecule: messenger RNA, 3987 nt
Organism: Plasmodium vinckei vinckei
Lineage: Eukaryota; Apicomplexa; Aconoidasida; Haemosporida; Plasmodiidae
Product: conserved Plasmodium protein, unknown function
Exons: 1
Coding region: 1-3987 (1328 amino acids)
Source: RefSeq, a predicted model, not a curated record
AUGCAAAACUCCAAAAAUUGUAACACGAAAACAAAAAAAAAAGACGGGCAUCAUAAUCCAAGCAAGAUAAAUAAAAAUAAUGUAAAUAUAAAGGAUAUAAAAACGUUGUAUAAUAUAUUUUCUUCUAAUAUUCAAACGGAAAGUGAUAAUAUCAAUUGUACAGACAAAACUAAUGAACAUGCUUCGUCAUUUUUAAUGAAAAAGGAAAAUUACAAUAAUAACAUCGAUAGUAACAAUAAAAAAGAAUCUCAUUUAUUUUGUAUACCUCAUGAUAAUUAUAAUGGAACAAAAACAAGCAAUUUAAAAAAAGAAGAUAACUUAUUUUUAAGCCAAAUCAGUAAUCAAAAACAAAAGGAUAUCGAUUUUGAUUUUUUUUCGGAAUAUAAUGAAAAAGAUCAGCCUACCAAAUUAACAAAAAUAAAACAUUUAGACAAAAAUAAAAAUGAAAUAAAUAGUACUACUAACUUGUAUCAGCCAAACCAUGACCCUUUAUUAUAUUUGAACGAAAUAGAUGAUGUAAACAAUUUUGAAAAAAAUGAAAAAAACAAUGAAAAUAUAAGCAAACUAAACAAUGAUGGAAUGGAUAAGCCCGAGUCAAUAAUGGAUUAUAAUUGUUUUGAUGAAAAUCGCAGUAAAAUUGAAAAAGUAGAGCAAAAAGAAAACGACAUAACAAUAAGCAAAAUGAAUGAUAUAUUUAUUGGGAGUGGUGAAAGUCAGAACAUAGAGUGGGAAAAAAUAUAUGAACCUUUUGAUAAAGAAUUUGAAAAAAAUAUAAGUUUCGAAAAAAAUAAACAAGAUACUUUAAAUACUUCAAUUUUAUCUAAUAGCAUUUUUUUUGAAAAUGAAAAAAAUAAUUAUAAUGAUCUUGAUUUAGGUAAUGAAACAUGGGUAACCAAUGAAAUGAACAAUUAUGAUAUAAACAUAAUACAAGAUGAAGUAAUUUCAAAAGAAAUAUUCUUUCCCUUUGAUUUUAAUUCAAAUGCAUUUCCAAAAACAAGUGCCGAAGAAUCCAUAUAUAAUAACUUCGUUUUUAAUGAUAACGAUAGUGAUAUGGUUAGUAUAAAAAAUGCAAACAUUUUAGAUGACAAUACUGACAUAAAGAAAGAAAUGGCUAGUAGUAGUGAAAAUUUAAUUCAAACCCCAAGCUCAUUCAAUUUUAAUAAUCAAAUUCAGAUUAAUAAAAAUGAUGAACUGUUUGAAAAAAUAAAAGAACAAAGAAAUAAUGAUAUCCCUUUUAAAGAUAUCAAGCCAAAUGAAGAUCCAUUUAUCUUAUCAGAAAAGUUUGAUGAAUUAAUUUUAAAUACAAACAUGACUAGUCAAAAUGAUAUCGAUUCUAUUUUUAAAGAUGAACAUAAAGCAUGCUAUAAAAUAUCUAACGAAAUAGAUAUUGAGGAGGUAGAAAAUUAUUCAUUGAAAAUGAUUAACGAAAAAAAUAAAAAUAAUUCAAAUGAAAAUAAUACAUUUUUGAAAAUGAUCGAAGAGAUUGAGAAUGUCAGCAAAGACAUCAUUCUCGAUCACUUCAAAUUAGAAACUAACGAGACUAUCGAGAAUGAUGAAACUAACUUAGAGACUAAUGAGUCCAUAUAUGAUCCCCCAAACUUUGACAAUAAAAUUGAAACCAUUUUUAAUAACAUUACAGAAGAAUAUAACAAAAGUAUUUACAAAGAAACAAAUGAAUCAGAAAUCCAUUUUGAGAACUUGCAAAAUGUAAAUCUUCCUGAUUUUACACAAAUUCAAUCCACAUUCUUAGAUAAUAAGACAAAAUGGAAUGAUGUAUUUGCAAGUAAACAAGAUGAAGACAUAUUUGUAAGUAAAAAAGAGGAAGACAUAUUUGUAAGUAAACAAGAUGAAGACAUAUUUGUAAGUAAACAAGAGGAAGACAUAUUUGUAAGUAAACAAGAUGAAAACAUAUUUGUAAGUAAACAAGAGGAAGACAUAUUUGUAAGUAAAAAAGAGGAAGACAUAUUUGUAAGUAAAAAAGAGAAAGACAUAAUUGUAAGUAAACAAGAUGAAGACAUAUUUGUAAGUAAACAAGAGGAAGACAUAUUUGUAAGUAAACAAGAGGAAGACAUAUUUGUAAGUAAACAAGAUGAAAACAUAUUUGUAAGUAAACAAGAGGAAGACAUAUUUGUAAGUAAAAAAGAGGAAGACAUAUUUGUAAGUAAAAAAGAGGAAGACAUAUUUGUAAGUAAAAAAGAGAAAGACAUAAUUGUAAGUAAACAAGAUCAAGUACUACAAUUUUAUGAAGACAUUUAUAAUAUAUUAAUAAAUAAAAAUUAUUUAGACAUAUUUUUAACACUAAAAAAAAAUAAUAAUAUUAAUAAUGACGAUAUGAACAUUUAUAAUUUUCACAUAUAUUUAAAAAAUGUAAAAAAAAUAAAAAAAAGAGGAUUCAAUGAUAUGUAUGACUACACUGAUUAUAUCCAUAAAUUUAUAGAAGAUAUAUACCAAAUGAAUGUAAAAAAAUUUUUUUUUUACAACAUUUAUAUAGAUAAUAUAAAUAAAUGUAUAAAAAAAAAAAAUCUAUUAAUAAAUAGUAUAAGUAAUAGUUAUAAUUUUGUUAAUGAUUUUUAUAAAAAACAUGAAAAAAUAUUAACACAUGAUAUGUUUUAUAAAAAUGUUAAUUAUUCUCUUUAUUUUUUAUUCUUUAUUAAUACAUUAAUUGAAUUAUGGAAAAAAAUAAUUAUAAAAAUCAAAAAUAUAAAUAUAAUACUAUUACUCAAAAAGUUUAUAAAUAUAUUUAAAAAAAACAAAAUAGCUUAUGCAUUAAAACAACUAUCUAACUAUUUACAAGCUGUCUAUGAUUUAUUAAAUAGACCUAUACAGGAUGAAGGACAAACAAAAAUUAAAAAAAUAAUUAAAAUAAUAAUAAAAAGUAAAACAUUUAAAACGGUAAAAAAAUAUGUUUACAAAAUUAAUAAUUCAUCUUUUCAUUUUACAAUUUUAUUUUCUUUAAUAUCUAUACCUCCAUAUAAAAAAACUGCCACUAUAUUUGAUCAUCUUAUGGAAUAUUUUUUUAAAAACAUUAAUAAAAUAUUACUAAAACAAAUUAAAGACACAUUUCAAUAUAACCAGGAAGAGAAUAAUGAAAAAGACCAACCACAAAAUUUAUCAACCUGUAAAGGGAAUACAAAAAAUGUGAAAGAAGUUGUUAAUAAUAUUAUAAAGUCAGGUAAAAAUAACAUAUGCUUAAUUAAAAUUAAAAACUUCAAACAAUUGUUUUUACAAAACGGUGGAGAAUCAAACAAUGAAACAAAACGAGAAAGCGGAACAAGCUUGUUAAAUACUUUAACAGAUAUAAAAAUAAACGAUGAAAUUUGUCUGUUUGAAAAGGAACUAGAAUUGUAUAUUAAAUAUAAUAUAUCUUUUUAUCGUUUAUUUUUUAAAUUUAUAAUACCCCUUGUAAAUAAAAUAACAACAACAUUUGAGAAUUUAGAAACAUUUUUUACACUAUAUGUAAAUUAUAAAAUUAAAAAAAAAAAGAAAUUAUUUUUUUUUUAUAAUCCUUGGAUAUAUAGUUAUGACACAUUUUUAUCAUUCUCUCAAAUAAAUAUAAUGUCAAAUUCAAAUAAUUUAAAAAAAGAUGAAAAGGAAGUUAUUGAAACAGAUCAAGAACUUGAAAUAUUUUCAAACCAAAUAAAAACAAAUAUACUUAUAGAAAAUUCAAAAAAUAUUUUAAAUCUAGAACAAUCCAUAUUAUAUUAUAAACAACUAGACAAUGAUAUAACAUCAUCUAACAUAUUUAAUCUCAUUGAUAACUUUUAUGACUUUAAAAAUAUUAAUCAAAUCUUUUCACAUAAAAAUAAAAUAUCAGUAUAUCACAAAAAUAUAAAUAAACAAAAAGAUACUAAAAAUAAAAUUAACAUAAAUUAUAAUCAUUUUAAAAAUUAUUAUUCAGAUAUUUUAAAUCUUUGCUAUGAUGAAAGAUAUAUCAAAAUAAAUACACGUGCCUUAAAAUACUUAUUUUUUAACCUUCAUUUUAACUAG